Messenger RNA from Panthera uncia (snow leopard), 883 nucleotides. RefSeq names its product interleukin 17 receptor C (gene IL17RC). Lineage: Eukaryota; Metazoa; Chordata; Mammalia; Carnivora; Felidae. The transcript is spliced from 4 exons. Gene Ontology annotation, molecular function: interleukin-17 receptor activity. The coding region runs from base 1 to 840 and encodes 279 amino acids. The record is from RefSeq and is a predicted model, not a curated record.
AUGCCCAGCAUUUUUUUCUCCUUUGUGAAUUGGGGUGAAAGUGUAUGGUAUCUAACUAGCGUAUCCUCUCCUCUGGGUCUCCUAGACGUUCACCAGCGCUGGGCUCUGGUGUGGCUGGCCUGCCUACUUUUUGCCGCUGUGCUUUUCCUUCUCUUCCUUUUCAGAAAGGACCAAGUGAAAGGGUGGCUGAGGCUCUUGAAGGAGGACAUCCGCGCGGGGCCUGCCACCAGGGGCCGGGCGGCUCUGCUCCUCUACUCGGCGGAGGACUCUGGCUUCGAGCGCUUAGUGAGCGCCCUGGCGUCGGCGCUGUGCCAGCUGCCGUUGCGCGUGGCCGUGGACCUGUGGAGCCGUCGUGAACUGAGCGCGCAGGGACCCCUGGCCUGGUUCCACGCGCAGAGGCGCCAGACCCUUCAGGAGGGCGGCGUGGUGGUGCUGCUCUUCUCACCUGGGGCCGUGGUGCUGUGCCGGGAGUGGCUGCAGGACGGGGCUUCGACUCCCGCCCCGCAGGGCCCGCACGACGCCUUUGCCGCCUCGCUCAGCUGCGUGCUGCCUGACUUCCUGCAGGGCCGGGCGCCUGGCCGCUACGUCGGGGCCUACUUCGACGGACUGCUCCACUCAGAUGCCGUGCCUGCCCUUUUCCGCAGCGUGCCGGUCUUCUCCCUGCCCUCCCAGCUGCCCGGCUUCCUGGGGACCCUGCAGGAACCCGGCGACCCCCGCCCGUGGCUGCUGAGGGAGAGGGCGAGGCUAGUGUCUCAGGCCCUGCAGCCUGCCCUGGACCAGCUGCUUAAGGCUCCCGGGGAUCCCGGGGACCCUGAGGACGGGACGAGGGAUGGCACGUGAGGCAGGGGAGACAACUUGAAUAAAGGCAGACGCUAUUUUUCUA